Aspergillus eucalypticola CBS 122712 is the source of this 379-nucleotide messenger RNA. RefSeq lists its product as uncharacterized. The record is from RefSeq and is a predicted model, not a curated record. The coding region runs from base 126 to 320 and encodes 64 amino acids. Lineage: Eukaryota; Fungi; Ascomycota; Eurotiomycetes; Eurotiales; Aspergillaceae. The transcript has 3 exons.
AUACACCUCCACUGAACUAUUUCAUUAACCAUUCUAUUACUCCCAAGGCAAGAAAAGAAAUUAAUUGUAUUCUGGACUUUUAGGUGAUAUUUACGAGUUAUUCAAAAUAGAAAGUUUGAAACAAAAUGGACUCCAUCAAGAAGAACCUCGAAUCCGCCAAGAACAAGGGCCAGGAUUACUAUAACCAGAUGAUGGGGCAGCAGCAGAACUCCGAUGCCUCCCAGUACGCCCAAGACGCCAAGAACAAGGCCAACGAGGGCAUGGACAAGACCAAGCAGACGGCUAAGGAUUAUAUGCCCGAUCAGGCGGGGGAUCAUUAAAUCAUCCGUAAAGUUGGUAUAGGCUAAUAGGCUAGCUACUCAAGAAUGAAUAUAAUAUA